This is a messenger RNA of Lethenteron reissneri (Far Eastern brook lamprey), 5181 nucleotides long. RefSeq names its product chromosome 47 C2orf69 homolog (gene C47H2orf69). Gene Ontology annotation, cellular component: mitochondrion. NCBI's taxonomy places the organism in Eukaryota, Metazoa, Chordata, Hyperoartia, Petromyzontiformes, Petromyzontidae. The record is from RefSeq and is a predicted model, not a curated record.
CCCUUCGUGGCAGUAACUCCUCUAUAUAGUGUAGUUAGCUGGGUGGUCAGCACCCUCGGUUGUAUCUGGUAAAGGGGCAGUUACCCCUUUAUGUUUCGGUGUUACAAAUAAAUGUGUUGCCUCUAUAAGGAAUAACGUCUUCGACUCAAUUGGACCCACUACACCUGCAGAGCUAACGUGUUGCCUGCAGUGCUGAUGUGUUGCCUGCAAGGCUAACGUGUUGCAUGCAGGGCUAACGUGUUCCCUGCAUCCUGACAUGUUGCCAGCAAGGAUGACGUGUUGCCUGCAGAGAUGACGUGUUGGCAACAGGACAUACAGUAUUAUGGAUAGGGGUACCUUGCGGGAGUGCCUUACUACGAUAAUCCCUACUCCAAGCCAGCCUAGCAUUUUGCAAAAUAUUACAUCCUGCCUGCAGGGCUGGCUAACAUCUCACUGGUGCUGCCGGCAGACUAUGUGGUGUGGCAGUGGAGAGGCGCGCGUGGCACUGCUGCGGCUGGUCGGAGUGGCGGGUGUGGGCGCCUGCACCAAUGACGUCCUAGUGGCUUGUCCCAUCACCGCCGAGUCUCCUCUGCGCCACGUCGUCUACUUCCCCGGGGACAUACAGGGCUACCGGGACGAGAUGGCGGCAAGCCCGGACAGCGCACGCUGGCAGCGCUGGAGCCUGGAGGAGACUGCGUGCCUGUUAGCACGCCGCUUCCCGGGCCGUUGCGUGUGGCUGGUGCGCGCCUCGCGCAUGCACCUGCACAAGUUCAGCUGCUAUGACAACUUCGUACCGAGCAACAUGUUCGGUGCGCCCGAGCAUGCAAGUGGCCGCGCGGCGUUCUCCCACCUCCACCGGUUGCUUUCCAAUGCUAGGGCAGAGCUGCUCGGUGCCACACGCAAUGGGAGCGAAGCCGGUGACUGGCACAACCCGGCGUCCGGUCCACCGGGCGCGCCGCCGACGACCGAUGGGAGCCGCGAUGAAACGAGCGGCCCCGUGGCCGGCGAAGAUGCACGGAGCGCGCCGAAACUCAGUAGCGUAGAUUCGGUGGCCCUCCUCCGGAGCGAGGAGUUCUUCUCGAGGCCGCGCACCAUGACCCUGGUGGGCUUCAGCAAGGGCUGCGUGGUCCUCAACCAGCUGCUGUACGAGCUGGCUGCCGCGCAGAGAGACACAACGCUGGCGCCCGUCGUCGGCGCCGUGCGGGACAUGUACUGGCUGGACGGGGGCCACUCUGGGGGUCGCGACACGUGGGUGACGUGUUCCGACGCGCUGCGGCAGCUUCACACCGCCGGCGUCGACGUGCGGGUCCAUGUGACGCCUUAUCAGGUGUGCGACCCCAUGCGCGCCUGGAUCGGCAAGGAGCAGCGCAAGUUCAUCAGCGUCCUGCGGGAGUUUGGGGCGACGGUCACCGAGCAGGUGCACUUUGAGAAGGAGGCCUCCUCUUUGGAGAACCACUUCCGAAUUCUGGAGAACUUCUGAGUGGGUGAUUUGCUACCCUGGCUUGGGCCGGUCGCCAGGUUUGCUUUGUGUGUCGCAGACAGCGUGGUGAUUAUUUUUCUUGCCUAAUUAUAUUAGUUUUCCGCAGGGAACGUUUAGUUUCCAUUGAGAAAGCUCCACACUAACGCAGCUGGCACGUUCUGAAUGUAUUUCCUUCCGCGUCUUAAAUUACAUAUUUUAUUCUAAAAGUAUUUUAGCCCUUAGUGGCUUCUUGAGAGUGACAGUCCAGUGGACAGUAGUCCCUGGCAGUGUGCAAUCCCAGCACUGCGUGGCUGGUAGAUCCCAGCAGCCCUCCCCUGAAUUGGUACAAGGACGACAGGCAUCGUGUGAAGGCCGGCUACGGUGAUUUCAGAGCUGAUGAUGAAUGCCUGUUGUUUAUUAUUCCGUUUGUUUACCCGGGAAAGUCUCGCGACUCUAUUUCAGGAGGGUCCUAAUUUAUUUUCACAGUAGGGGGUGGCAAUGAUUGCCCUGUAUAUUCCAAUUGAGCCUAAAAUAAUACACUUUUUAUACUGGGCUUGGCAGUGGUGCACAAGGAAAAUAAAUAAAUAACUCGAACGUGUGGCAAUAGCACUGUGGCAUUUACCAGAAAAAUGUGUAAUGGGCAACGUUCGAGCAAUGGCCCUUCUUCAUAGAACGUGAAUGAUGCAUUCAUGUUCUGUAAAGAAGGUCCAUUACCUCAAACGUUGUUUAUAAUUUAGGAUUCCUUUUAAGGCCAGACUAAAAUAUUACAGUGAAGCUGGUGGUGUCAUGCUGGUGUUGGUAAAAAUCGACCAAAGCAAUUGGUGGAAACUGCCAUAAAUAUCUAAAUCCCGUACAGAUGCAACAAUGUUUAUUAGAGACACGGGUUUCACAAUGGAGAUGGCCGCCCAAGCUAGCCCUACUUGGAGCUGAAAACUUUUCCCCAAUCUCCGUCCUCACGCAUUUCACUUCGGAUGGCGUGAGCGACACUUAACGCACUGUGAAGCGUGUGAAGGUUUUUAAAUGUAGGUUGUUUAACCGGGUAAGAUCUCAAGAGACAAGAUAGUCUCGUUUGCAAUUUUGACCUGGGUCACCAAAAUGAGGAUACUCGGUGGCUCAGAGGUCAAAGACUGAAGCAUGCUUUGCAGGCGCUGUGCAGGCCCUCAUCCUAUCCAGCAGCUGCACAUGUAUGAGGCUUUUGUGGCAGGCCUCACAAAACAAUGACCUCAAAAAAGGACGGACACACUGAUAUGCAGAACGAGUUGUAAAUGUGUAGAGUAUUCUUUGGGAUUGCGAGCCAAUCGGCCUCCACUGACCACCUUGCAGGCUAUUCUGAAUAAGGAUUAAGAGUAGCCCGAAAUGCGACUGUGGUUUCCAUUCUGAAGCGAUGGACUUCACAGUAAUGCCACUGCCCGUUGUGAUUAUUCGCCAACGACAGCAUUUCGGAUGUCCCCAAUGCUGCUCUUGAAGCCACCCUCGGCUCAUGGAUCACAUCGCACGGCUCACUGCCAACCGUGAUGAGCAUAGAAAUCCUGCUGAUCCACUCCCACCACCAUGCGAGAGAAGACGAGCUACACUCCGGCCAGGCUGUGGAAAGGAUCUUCUUUCUGUCUUUGUGGCUCAGAGAGCAGCAACCAUGGAGCCAGGGGUGGCAGCUGAGAUGGCGCGACGUGGUUUUUCUACAGAUGCUCCGUGCUAUUUCCUUUGUUGCCACGUUGUGGCCACAUGUUCGAGGGCUGUGCAGAGAAACACAACCGUUGGAAGUAUUCCACCGCCUCUCUCAGAACCCUCAAUCUCGCAUGCACGGCAAGUCCUGGAGUGAACAGGGGAGCAGAAGGUGUAUCGCAAUUCGUGAGUUUGAUGCCCAACCACGGCUAACAUAAGUGGUCCUUCCGUGAUCCUGUGCUGACCCUCUACUGGCCAACAUGGUGAAGUAUGGUAAAAACAACACCCCAUUGGUAGAUUGACAAGGGACAAUGGCGACGUACUGACAAUAUCAGUUAACCUGCAGGAAUGCAGGUUAACUGAUAUUGUCAGCAGUGGAUUAAUGAUGGCUGACGAUGUGGAUGGUCGAUAACAUUCUUGUGUUUGCCCCAGUGGAUUUUAUUUCCAAAUUAUUGGUGGUUGUGAAUCGAUGGUUUUACAUGAAAAGGGAAGCAAGAACGCGGAAAUGGUAUCUAAAUAGCGAGACAAAGGCGUUGCCCUUAAACGAUUCAAGACGACGCGUAUUUGGCUACGUGGAAGUGAAGUGUUUGUGUUUAGCACAUGGGUGGAGGUUGCAUUUGUGGACAGCGCUACUUUGUUGAAGUGUUCUGACUUUAUUUGGUGCCUUAUGUGUAAUUUUGUCUUGAUUGUGAGGUCCGGUAAUUAAAACGGCAAAGGUGGACAGGAUGAUUUCCAUCUUUAACGGAGCAUAAUGCCUCGUGUUACAUUAUUGAAAGUGCGCAGGGCUAAUUUUGAUGGCUAGUAUUCAAAUCUCCAUGAUAGGCAAGAAGGCAGUGUUGAGUCGUUCACAGGUGGCCAAAUCUGUGUUUUUAUGCAAAAAGAAUAUGCAGCGUAAAGCUUUAUCUUGGUGAGGAGGUCCUAUACAUGGCGUUAAUACCUGUUUGGGUGAAACCAGAUCAAGAUAAUGAAGAACGCGUUCUUUGGCACUUGGAGAGUGAUAGGCGCAACUAACGUUUUGAACAAUAAACGUAUUGUUUUGCAAGGAGGUUCUAAAUAAUAAACAGCCAGCCAGGUGGCUCAGCGGUUGAAAGCCAGUGGCUCGCAAUCAGGAGGUUGCGAGUUCAAAUCCUGGUUGGGGGUUCACUCAGCCCAUCAACCUUUGUGGGGGUCUGUAAAACGAGUAUCCAAUUUGUUGGGAAGUCAACGGUCAUUGUCCAAUGGGUAGACCCGCCCCUUGCCGUGAGGAAUGUGGAACUUCCACCACUCGCUCAGGGCUGUGAACAGGCAUUGAGCAGCGACCCGGUGCUCUUUUGAGUAAAAAAUUACGUUGGUUUUGAGAGAUGCACACGUACAUUGCACUACAUUGAUAUAAACAUAUAUUCUGUUCUUUACAUUGACGUUUUGCAUAAUUUGUGAUCCACAGGAAUGUGACGUGGAUUAAAUCACAGAUUUAUGUUUGUUAUUGAGAAAUGAACCCCAGGGGCGUGGGGUCACAGUUUUAAAUAAAGGUCAAAACCAAGAUCCAGUGGCAGCUGGAGGUGGUCGUUAUGUUUACAAACCGGCUCUGGGCUGCCUUUUUGAAGCAGGAGACGCGUCCGGAUUGAAUUUGCUCGUGGCCAGUGUUAAAAACAAAAAGCUUUUGGGCCCACCUUUGAGAGCCUAUCACGCGCUCGUCACGUCCCUCAGCAGAGACGCUCGAGAGUGUAGCGUGAUGGCUAGACGUCCCGAGUCACUCUGCAACGGAACCGCAUCGCGACGUUCCAUGUGAUUAUUAAUUUGCAUGAACGUAAGCGCGUGACGGUGAAGAAUGCGGGAGAAUGUGGAAUUGCCCUUCACUCCUCCGGGCCGUUGUUUCUGGGAAAACUAAUGGCAGCGCUUUACGCACGGUCGGCGUCUCUUCCAAAAUAGGGAAUCUGACCAACGCAGUUUAAAUAAGACACUGUCGAUCCAUUCACUGGCAGUAAUGUACAUGCCUAAGUCUGUGACCUGGUAUAUAUUGGGAGGUGUAACGAAGUGUGAAUUUCCAAUGGAAUAUCUAUUGUUUGUUGAAGAAUUACCAUGUCACCCUUGCAAAAUUAAAC